AGUCCACAUUGUUUUUUGCACUGUCUGGCAGGAAGUAUACAUAGGGGGAACCACCACCCCCUAAAAACAUUCCUCUGAUGUAAUGGCCUGAAUAUAGUCAGCUAGUGACUACAUUUGGGUCAUUCCCUGAAUUUAUACUUGGAAACCCAGUGAAACUACACAAAUGGAGACCAAAAUUACACUCUUUUGGCCUUCGUUGGGUAAUGGGGGGGUCUAUGAAUCUGUUUGUAAUGUGCAUCUAAAUUUUCCCAACAUAUCACAGCAGACAUACACAACCGUCGCAGCAUAAUAAAAAUAAUUUGUUUUAUUUGAUUCUGGCAGACCUGGUACAGGCUUAAGCCAAGAUGUCUUGUGACGUUGGCGAAGACUUCAUAUUCUUGUGCAGUGCUCCGGAUGCAUGGGGCAUUGUAGUGGAAACAUUAGCAGCAGCUGGGAUUCUCUUUACUUUUGCCCUCAUGCUGUCACUUCUUAUUUUAGUCCGACGCAUUUGUGACAAUUGCAAAAGGGACUUGGUCCCCAUUCAGUUCACCUUCCUCAUUGCCACACUUGGAAUCUUUGGUCUUACCUUUGCCUUUAUCGUCAGACUAAAUAUACAAACAUGCCCAACGCGUUUCUUCCUAUUUGGAGUCCUGUUCGCUAUCUGUUUCUCUUGUCUUUUGGUUCAUGCCAGUAAAUUAGUGAGACUGGUCCGAGGCGGAUCGGGUAUGUCAUGGUGGGCGAUGAUUAUCAUGCUUGUUGCCCUAUCAUUAGUGCAGAUUAUAAUAGCCAUUCUUUAUGUAGCAAUCUAUCUGGGAAGAAACAUGAACCAAUGCGAUCGCAACUUAGCAGAUCUUCCCCAGCGUAACAUUGACUUUGUGCUCAUACUUGUAUAUGUUAUGGCAUUGAUGGCCGUCACCUUACUGGUUUCAAUGGCUGCUAUGUGUGGACCUUGUAAACACUGGAAACCACACGGUGCCCAUAUUUAUAUAACAAUGUUUUUUUCAAUUGCCAUUUGGGUAACUUGGAUUGUUAUGCUACUCAGAGGAAACAUAUCUUUGGGUACUGCACCUCAGUGGGAUGACCCUGUCAGAGCCAUAGCUUUAGUAGCCAAUGGUUGGGUGUUCCUCCUUAUGUACAUGGUUCCAGAGCUUUGUUUGAUGACAAGACACACUCCAAGUUGCUGCAAACAAAUCCAGGGCCAGUCACAACCGCACCUUAUCCGACAAAGCGUGGGAAUAGAGAAUCGAGUGUUCACUCAAGAAGAUAUAUCUCAAGUCCAAGAUUCUGGAAGGUGCUCACCAAGUUCUACUUCACAGUAUGAUGCGACACUAGCACUGAGAGAUAUGGAACCUGCAAAGGAGUUCUCUAUACCUCGCCCUCAACCUCGGCCCGAUGUAUACCUGCAGUAUCGAACCCAUGACUUGACUGAAAUGUAAACCUAUGUUGCACUGGACUUUCCCCAUCGUCUGCACUCCCUUGGUUGUCAUUGAAGUCCAGGAUGUAGAAUCCUCAGCCUAAAAAGAAAUAACCGGGAGAAUAUAGGAAAGCACUGUACAAAAACCAGACAUACUCCAUGGACAAUAGUGGUGCUUUAACUCUGAAGCUUUAUUUUUUUAAGGGCUUCUGUGGCCUUUUAUUUUUUUUUUUUAUAUAUAUAUUUUUUAAAUCCAGCUCAGUAUGCUGUAGAAUAAUAGUCAUGCUUACCUGGCCGAUUCCCUGCCAUUUCUAUUCCAACGCCUUCUGGAUCCUGCAGGUCUCUGUACUUUCUGUUUCCUCCCUAAAUGGACAUGUGGGGGAGAUUUAUCAAAAUCUGUGCAGAGGAAAAGGUGACCAGUUGCCCAUAGCAACCAAUCAGAUCGCUUCUUUCAUUUCUAAGAGGCCUUUUCAAAAAUGAAGGAAGCGAUCUGAUUGGUUGCUAUGGGCAACUCAGCAACUUUUCCUCUCCAUAGGUUUUGAUAAAUCUUCCCCGUGACCCCUAAAGUCAGUCAUUUAAAAUUUAAAAUUUUUAAAUGGCCGACAAACCCUUUUGAAUCUGACAUAAAUUCGUGCUCAGUGUCACAGUGCCCUCCAGUGUUCAUAAAAAAAAUAAAUUGGAACUUUAACAAAAAACUAAAAAAAAAAUGUAAUCUCAGUGUUUCAAAGUUUUUAGCCAAACCUCCAUACAUCUAACUAUACAAAGUAAGUGCCAAAGGUAGAAAAGAUGAGGUUAUUGGUGGUUUAAUAUUAUCUAUAAAAAGUAUUUUCCAGUAGAUUCCUCAGUAGUAUUUAUUUAUUGUUUUUUGUUUUUUUAUAUGAAUGAUGUUACUUAAUUCAAAAUGUAACCAUAAAAAACAAGUCUGGAGUAUUAGUGGUUCAUAUGUGGGAUAUUGUUCUGACAUAAUUUGGUUGCAUGGAUUUAGAUGUAGAUUUGCCUUAGACUUGCCUGAGACUCAAAUCCACAUCAAAUCCUCCAAUACCACAGAAAUUUACAACAAAAAUUUUACCUUAAAGGGGUACUCUGGUGGUUAAGAUUUUUGGCUAUAUUGCAUCUUCCUUUAAUGUUUUUUGCAGUUGACAUGUAUUAU
Molecule: messenger RNA, 2543 nt
Organism: Hyla sarda
Lineage: Eukaryota; Metazoa; Chordata; Amphibia; Anura; Hylidae
Gene: GPRC5D
Product: G protein-coupled receptor class C group 5 member D
Exons: 4
Coding region: 345-1415 (356 amino acids)
Biological process (GO): G protein-coupled receptor signaling pathway
Cellular component (GO): plasma membrane; signaling receptor complex; intracellular membrane-bounded organelle
Molecular function (GO): G protein-coupled receptor activity; protein kinase activator activity
Source: RefSeq, a predicted model, not a curated record